Mercenaria mercenaria is the source of this 817-nucleotide messenger RNA. RefSeq names its product heat shock 70 kDa protein 12B-like. The annotation marks the transcript as partial. The transcript is spliced from 3 exons. The record is from RefSeq and is a predicted model, not a curated record. NCBI's taxonomy places the organism in Eukaryota, Metazoa, Mollusca, Bivalvia, Venerida, Veneridae.
GCUUUGUCUGCAUCUACACUAAUAAAAGAUAAACAAAAUAAAGCGUUUCCUGCUAUAGAGGUUUUUUCAAAGUCGAUAAUUUGCUUGAAAGAUCACUUGCUGAACGAAUUAAAGAGAAAAGGGACCAGGGUUGGAACAGACGACAUUUUAUAUGUGUUGACAGUUCCCGACAUUUGGAAUGACAAUGCGAAAGACUUCAUGAGGCAAGCUGCGAAGCGGGCUGGCAUAAAGGACAAUACGUUAACGAUAUCCCUAGAACCUGAGUCAGCGUCCCUGUUCUGUCAAUUUCUUCCCGUUGAUAGAUUCUCCGUCGGUGGUGGAGCACCGUGUGCUUUAGCAGUUCCUGGUACAGUGUAUAUGAUAGUCGAUCUUGGAGGGCACCAGGAUGCUUCGCUGAAAGAAGACAAUUAUCUGACAAUUACAGGAUGAUGCAACUUGACAUCGACAAACAUAAUUACAAACGAUGUACCAAAUUGUCACGAGAGCUGCGUGAUUGGUUUUUCGGCAAUAGAAAGUGCAAGGACCAUGUAGUGAAUAUUUAUAUUGUGGUCGGUAAAGACAUUAAGUGGCUUCGACAUGCACCGGUCGACGUUUCGUUUUCCACUUCAAUUAACUUGAUGUAGAAUCAUCUGAUAAAAGCUGUGUUAAAUGACUCUAAAACAUCGUGCUUUGAUGGCAUUUAUGUUAUUUAUUAUUCAUAAUGUCUACGGUUUAAUGGAACGCCCUUCUUUAUCGUCUCAUUGUAUGCAUCUUCAUUCUUUGUCAUGCCUUUAAUGUUUGUUAUGGUCAGUGUAUUGGCACUGUGGUUGUUUAUACA